GUCCGCGAGAGUCUCAAGCUGCCUCCUCCUGUUUUGUGGAAGACACCUGCGUCUCUCUUCGCACUUCCUCUCUAGCCGGACUCUCGCCUGAGAAGUUUCGGGAAGCACCAGUUUGCGCCUGUCAAACGGUCAUCGACACAGCGUUCCAGCUUGCAUAUUACGGUUAUAUGUACGUCUAGCCGCGGAGCGACGUGCCAAAGCUACAUCCCCUGCCAGGCUGCGAGGCAACCACCCCUCGACCUCAGAGCCAACUGAGUUGAAGAAAGCCGAGAUGCGUUCAAACGCCUCAAAAGAAAGGCCGGGCGCGGGCACUGUCGGCAUGGCCGACGACAUGCCUUGCCCUCCCUCACAGAAGGGCCGCGACAUCGGUGCUCCUACUGCAAACGCCAUCGACAACCACAUAAGGGAGCUGGCCUCCCUCAGGCGCAUUAGCGAGGGGAACAACGCCGAAGACAGCCACGGCACGGUGCUCGCUAUUGUGAAAUUCCCCCAGCAGGACAAGCUUGCCCUAGCCUGCGACGGGAAGCCGUGGCAGGAUUUUCAACUCCGCAUGCGUUACGACAAGCUCAUGAGCCUAGACUCGAGGAAGAUUCAGGACAUGUUCACCCCGAGAGCCCAAGAGCGCUUCCGCAGACGCCUCGGCUUUCAACAUGGGUUGCCUCCCGGCAUCGAAUAUGCCCUUGACUUCACUCCUCCCUCAGAAGGGCCUGAGCUGGCCGAUCUCACAGCGGCGUUGUGGCUGCCCCGCGUGGUUAAGAUCUGGUUUCUGGCCGGCCAGUAUCUGCCCGACCCUAUCCUCGCGAACGGCUUCGGCGUUCCAAUUCGGCCGCUGGCUGACAAGGCUGUCGGCGCCACUCUCGCCCUUGGUCACGACGACGUCUGUAUGAACCUUGGCUGUCUUUCGGAAUAUCCUGAAUGGCAAGUCAAGCCUGAUGUUCCGGGAAUCAUCGAGGACAGUCCCUCUAAACCGAGCCACAUCCCCCACUGGCGCAAGGUUGAAGACUACUGCCCUAUCCGACAUCGCGUAGCCAUAGUUCGCGUGCUCAGGGCUAUCAACGGCGAAGAUCUUCUCCUGAACUCGGCAGUUCGGUUGUGGACCGUCGCCCAGGUAGCCAUCUCUCUUGAGGUGCCGCGGGUUGUGGUCGACCCGGUCGCGCAAUGGCUUGUGGCGCCCCCGAAUACCAAAUUCAUCGAGAUCUGCCCAGAAAAGGCCUUCCAACUGGCCUAUAAGCUCAAGAUCCCCAGCGUCCUAAUCACGGCGUUCAAAAUUCUCGUCAGUGAGCUCGCCGUUGACUACGCCUCGUCCAAACCGGUUACCCGUCCUCCUCGAAUGACAUGGGCGCAACGCCGCCGCGACGACUAUGGCGACUACCCUUUCGACCCGGUCGAAUAUGCCAGCCGCGCGUUCGCUGAACGCAUGGGCCAGACCAUCGAGAUGCUCCAGUCUGAUGAUGCGAUCUCCUUUCUUCCAGGCCGCAAUUCAGAGUGGGACAAGCUCCGGGCCUACAACGCCGCCAUCGGGGCCCUGCCCCACGACGCCCCUCUCAGAGAGGCAUAUGACCACCUCACAACCGCCCUCGUCUCCGCCUUCCGUCAAUGGGUUGACAAAGCUCUCAACCCUGACUCAAUUUACCAACCGAACGACCGUCGCAGCGACCUCCUCGAAGCCCAGCGUCGUCACUACAUACCCGCCGCUGACCGCAAACCCCUUCUCAGCCUCUACUGGGUCCUCAACCCCACCCAAAAAGCUCUCACACCUUUCUUCUGGGAGCACCUCUCCUGGCUUCCCUCGCGCAGUGAUUUCCUCUCCUCUCCCAUCUACUCCGGCAAGUCCCUCGAGAGCCACGCGACAGCCUUCAACAACCUCCUCACCCGCCUUCUCAGCAGCUCCACCACCGAUCCAGCCCACCCCGCCCUCUCCGCGGCCGUGGAACACGCGGCCGCGGCCCGAGGCCUCUUGAAGAACCAAGUCCUACGUGACCAUCACCACGACUCGCACCUCUUCAACAUCCACCGCUUCCAUAAGGACCUAUGCCGCGACGUCAGGCAGCUCUGCAACACCCACCUUGCCUCCGCCUCGUCCGACGUCGCGGGUUCCGAAGCGGACACGAUCCAGCUGUUCCUAUCCGACCACCUGCUCCUCAGCCUCAACGAGAGGGAACUAAGCUACCUUCCCAUCUGGGCCAACGGCCUCGAUGACGGGUCAGGAGGCGUUUUUCAGGAGGCUAUCCCCCCGGCCGAGAUGGGACCCAGCGAACCCGGUCCGGGCUAUCACACGGGCUACACGGUCGGGAUGGGGACGGAGAUGGACACUGCGACGGAAGGCAGGGACGGGGUGUUGUCGACGGUCGGAUUGACGCAGGAUGGGAGGACCAUCGAGGGAGCGGACGACGGGGCGGCGUCGACCAUCUUCGCGCCGUCGGAUCUGGGCAUGGGGGGGUUGCGCCUCGGGAGCGAGAGGACGGCAGAGUGGGUAUCGGCGACCGCGGCGGCCACUCCCUCCUCGGCGGGGAGGAGCGUGGAUGUGCAGAGAAGCGGCGCCGGAACGAGCACUGACGCUGGCUUCGGUCCGAGCCGCAGCGGGGCGACGGCGUCCGGGUCGUUUACGGCCGGUGAUGUGGAAAUGGAAGGCACGUAUGUGGAUGCGCGGUAUGCACAGCCGGCGGCGCACCAGGCGCAGGGGCAGGCUAUUGAGAUGUACGUGGACGAGGUGGCGGGGGCUGACGCCAUGCCUUGCGGCGUUGGGGGCUUCUCGGAUGAAGAAUUGGAGCUGGACUUGGACGACGGAAGUUCGACGCUAGAUGGCUUCGAAGAGGUUGAUGCGGAAGAGACCCGCUGAGUCUUUUUGUGGGCUGUCUUGUUCGUCUGGGUCAAUCUUGAUGAGAUGUGCCAUUGCCAUGAAGAUUGUGAGCCCGUGAAUAGCGGGAACCGAGUGGCACCGGCGCAUAGUGUGUGGAAGAGCCGGGCCGGAGGAGAAGGGGGGGGGAGGAGGGAAGGUUGCCCUUCAUUUCAUGACUUUGUUGUAUCUUUUGGAUUACAUUGAGUUUGAACGU
Messenger RNA from Thermothelomyces thermophilus ATCC 42464, 3053 nucleotides. RefSeq lists its product as uncharacterized. Bases 320 to 2839 code for a protein of 839 amino acids. The record is from RefSeq and is a predicted model, not a curated record. The transcript has 3 exons. NCBI's taxonomy places the organism in Eukaryota, Fungi, Ascomycota, Sordariomycetes, Sordariales, Chaetomiaceae.